UUCACACAUCAAUAACAGCGGAUCCAAGAUGGCGGCUGAAGGAGACUACGAGUCGGUCCUUUGCGUUAAAGCCGAGGUUAACGUUUACCGGAUUCCCCCGCGAGCGUCCAACCGCGCAUACAGGGCAGCAGACUGGAAGCUGGAUUGUCCAGACUGGUCUGGUCGGAUGAGGAUCACAGCCAGGGCCAAGAUGGCCUUCAUCAAACUGGAGGACAAAGUCUCAGGGGAGCUGUUUGCCCAGGCGCCGGUCCAGGAGUAUCCAGGAGUCGCCGUGGAAACCGUCAGCGACUCCAGCAGAUACUUCGUCCUGCGAAUACGAGAUGAUAAUGGUCGCAGUGCUUUCAUCGGUGUUGGUUUUGCAGACAGAGGAGAUGCCUUCGACUUCAACGUGGCGUUGCAGGAUCAUUUCAAAUGGGUGAAACAGGAGAAUGAACUGAAGAAAAGUGCACAGCUCAGGGAUUCAGGACCAAAGCUGGACCUGGGCUUUAAAGAGGGUCAGACCAUCACCCUGAACAUCGGGCAGGGUAAAAAGAGGGACAAGCCCCGCCCUCAUGGCCCAGGUGGAUUGGGCGUCCUACCACCACCCUCUGGAGGCAAGAUAGCCCCCCCUCCUUCAUCAGGCUUAUCCAGUCACAACACAAUUCCCCAGACGGGAGGCACAGCGACAGUGUCUCCGCACCCCUCAGCCUGUCUUCUACAGUUGGACAGCACUAACUCCAACUCUGUGUUUCAGUCCAAUCCUAGUUCAGAUCUGUGGGGAGACUUCACUGCUCCUGCAAGCUCUGUUCCUCCACCUUCACGACUCCAGAACUCCACCAACUGGAUCCAGUUUUGAGUCAUCCUGGUUCAGCCAUGGUUUCCAUCUCACCUGCAUCUUGUUUGUUGCUUCCUUCGUCCCACUAAGAGUGAAACCACCACAGCAGAGGUGUGGACGUCUGCAUCAUGACCCCAGUGCACUCUGGAAAUCUGUCCUGAAUCUAUUCAAGCCAUUCCACCACAAGAGCCAUGUCCAAUUCUAUUGAAGGGCUAUGUGUGAUGUGGUAUAUAUGUUCACCCCCCCUUCCCUUCUGAACUGAGCUUUGGCUUUGUUCCAGCUCCCCCUUCAGACCUUGUUGGCUUUGUUCCAG
Sphaeramia orbicularis (orbiculate cardinalfish) is the source of this 1127-nucleotide messenger RNA. Its product is annotated as adaptin ear-binding coat-associated protein 1-like. The record is from RefSeq and is a predicted model, not a curated record. Gene Ontology annotation, biological process: endocytosis. The transcript has 8 exons. NCBI's taxonomy places the organism in Eukaryota, Metazoa, Chordata, Actinopteri, Kurtiformes, Apogonidae. Gene Ontology annotation, cellular component: clathrin vesicle coat; membrane. Bases 29 to 835 code for a protein of 268 amino acids.